Messenger RNA from Chironomus riparius, 3101 nucleotides. Lineage: Eukaryota; Metazoa; Arthropoda; Insecta; Diptera; Chironomidae. The record is from the annotation of a GenBank genome assembly.
AAGCAUUAAAAUUCCAGCACUAAUAUGUCAUCAAUUAUUAGGAUACCGCUUAGUUCUGUCCAAAACCGACGACCACAAGUAAAAAAGGGUCUUAAUAUUGGAUUCUGUCGUGUAUGUACUUGCUUUAAUGUUGAAUUCUUGACCUCAAAAUGUGCUCUGUUGAAGCUGUUCGAAAUUAUCAUUGGAAGUUGCUGUGAGAUGCUGCUUGUGAGAUUCGCACUUGGUGCUGCGACUGAAAUUGGCGACGCAUUCUUCAGUUUCCACUCGACAGUCACAUCAUGUCUCUUAACAACAUCGCUAUUAAUGAUCUCUUACUUCCUCAGCGCAAAAACAUACAAUUUAAUGCAGCAAACGGUAUUUGAGAUAUUUUUCAACACAUUUGCAUGCUUCCUGUACGCGAGUUCAAGUUCCUACAUUGGAUUCGCGUCAAACUUUUCACUUUAUCCCCGUUUUGUAUCAUCAUCAUCUGAUGCUGCAUUUCCUGCCUUAGUUGCAGCAUAUUAUCUUGGUGCUAUAUUAUCUAUAUGCUAUGGAAUAGAUGCAUGGACGUGCUACAAAGUCUUCAAAUCAGGGGCGUAGUUGGAUUUAUUUCUAGAGAGUCCUUAAAAACCAUUAAAUUUAAAUCAUUUGAAAUAAAAUAAAAAAAAAUCUAUUUUUAAAAUUUUUGUAUUAUUUUAUUGCAAUAAUAUUCAUUUUAUAUUAGGGUUGAUACAAAUUAAGGAGGAAAAUUUUUCUGUUACAUUUUAUUUUUUUCUUUAUUUUUUGAAUUAAACUUUUCUUUAAAAUGUAUGUAAAGAGGCAGUAUUUGGCAGAUCAAUAUUUUUUCAAUAAUAAAGUCUAUGACUAAAUUAAGAUAAAAGAAUUCUUUUUUUUUAUGUAACAUAAUCAAAUACACAUCCAAUUGGAUAUGUCAAAUUUGAAAAAAUGCAUUCUUUCAUACAAGUUUUAAGGAAAUUAAAGUGGAUUUUACACAUUUUUUGGUAACAUAUGGCAUGUUUUGUAGUUUUUCAAUUCUAUUUUUAAAAAAAAAAUCUUUUGGUUUAUGUUUAUCUAAUAUUAAUUUCCUAAAAUUCAAUAGUUUUACUAUAAUUCAAUAUUUAACAUUGAAAGUAGAAAAAAAGGAUGUAUUUUAAAGAUUAAGGAAGAAUUUUGAAAAAUUAUUUUUAAAUUCUAUCGGCAUUCAGCAAUCAGGAAAAGUAUUACAAAAUAAAUUUGAGUUUUACAUUCGUAUGCAAACAUUACAUCUUGAAACUUUUGUAUGAAGUGAUCCUGCUUUCAAUGUUUGUUGUUCUGGUGCACGGAAUUGAUUUUGUUGAUCGAUUGUUACCAUCCAGAAACUUGUCAUUGUCUCGUAGUAGUGACAUUGACCUUUGCCGCCAUUACAUUCAAUAAAUGGUGUUGCACGGAAGUCUUGCAAGCAUGAACCUGGAUCGGCGAGUCCUUGACCACCACCUCCAUGUCCGACAGCAGUGUGCUGGAUAAAAUAGAAGUAAAACUCAGUUAAACAUCACCAAACGAUUGCAUAUACUCACCAUCAUGAAGGUAUAACCAAUCCAAAGACUGUCCCAACCGUAUGGACAUUCAGGAACUUGAACUGAUUGACUGUGGAUGGCAAUAACAUUGGAUGGAACUUCACAGACACUACAACGUGAAAUGUAUGGACGAACUUCGUAAUCUGCGACUGGCAUCAUUGGAAUUUCCUUUGAUGUUGAGAGCCAGAAUGUACGAUCGUUACGUGAUGCAUAAUUACAGACAUUAUUCUGACCACAAGCCAUAACUGGCAUUGUUGAGAAUUUACGAACACAUGAGCCUGGUGAACCUAAAUCUUGAUUAGCUGGAUAAUCGUUUCCAUCAACGUACAUGAGUGAGUAACCGUCCCAUAAUUUCGUAUGUCCUGCAUCACAUUGUGGGAUUUCUUCUGACUGACUGUGCUUAACCAAUAAGAUACCAGUAAGAUAAUCUGGUGCAUGUGUGCAUGGUGCACCGGAAUUACCCUUGAAACCUUGAAGACCUGCUGCUCCGUCACGUCCCGGUGGACCAGUUAAACCGAUUUCGCCUAAUAUUUUAUACAAUUGGAUUACUCUUAUUAAGGAAUAGAUUCACAAGAAGUUACCUCUUAAUCCAGGUGGACCACGUUGACCUUCAAGACCAAUAACACCGAUUGCUCCUUGUUCACCACGUUCUCCUUGUAAACCAAUCAAACCAGGCAUACCAGGUGGUCCUGUUUCUCCCUUUUGCCCAGGCAAACCUUUAAAUAGAUCAAUUAGUAAAGCUUGAUAAUACUGGAACUUUAAAAAUACAAACCUGGUUUUCCUGGUGCUCCAAUAAUUGGUGAAGGGGCUGGAAUACCAGGCUCUCCCUUUUCUCCCAUGAGACCUAAAGAUAACGUGACAUAUUAUAGUUUUGAAAAGCUUAAUGAAAUUUUUAUGCUAGUUUACCUGUUUCUCCAGUGUAUCCCAUAGAACCCUUCAUUCCAACCAAUCCUCGGUCACCUAGUUCAUUAUUAAGUUAUUUUAUUAAUAAGUUCGAGGAUAAUUGGUUUAAAACUAAUCAUACCUGGCUGUCCAGGAGCUCCAUCGAAUCCAGGAAGACCAAUAUCACCCUGUAAUAAUAUAAGUUUGCUUUAUUUCAGGUUUUUAACCUAUUGAAUUAAUCUUGGUAAAUCUGGUAAAAAAAAUUUGGCACGUAAAAAUUUUUGUUCGAACUUUAACGCGUUUUAAGAGCUAAUCUUUUUAAAGAUUAAUGUCACAACAAUGGUUUAAAUAUCAUUAAGAUUAAUUAAGAGAAAAACUAAAACUAGAUUGCAGAAUUUCAAUAAAGAAUUUCUUUGAUGGAGUUUUAUAACAGAAAAAAAUAUUAAAAUUUCACUUUUCAAUUGACAUCAUUGGUCAAUUGUUGUCUCCAUGUGCACACUUAAUGGUUAAACAUCCAUUAACAAUUGUAGAGAGAAUUGAUUUUUAAUGGAUUAUAACUGUAUUUUAUAAAACAAAAAAGAGUUCUUACCUUAUCACCCUUCAUUCCUGGAAUUCCAUUUCUUCCAUCCAAACCUGGUGCACCUUGAUCACCUUUAGGUCCAGUUGGUCCAAGUGGGCCUGGGAAUC